AUGAACGCAGAGCAGGGUUCAGCCCAAGAAUUCUUCGAUGCGGCGACGACGAUUGAAGUAGAAGAGAAGAGGCCCUCGAUGUUUUACUCGGUUCUGCCUGCCAUGGUGCAGGACCGCAUCCCUACGCUCCCGUCCAUCCGACGAGCUCUCGGCGAUAUGCGGAGUUCCUCGAAGUCUUUCAAUAUGUCGAGAAACGCUUCCGAAGUAUCACUGCCGCGAAGUCCACCGCCGGGCUACACGUCACGGCCCAUAAGCGCCGCGUUGUCACAACAUAGUUCGAAUCGUAGCUCACUCGACACUGCAGUGGAAGACGAGGAUCUGUUCCAGGAGGUACUCUCAGAGAAUCUGGCAUCACCUAUGAGCACGCCGCCGCCAUUUACAGUGUCAGAAGUACGGACAGGCAUAAAGUGGAAGUAUGCCAAUCAAGGCGUCUCCCUCUCCGCACAAGCAUACGCCGAAUCGCAAUGCCCUCGCGUCGACGACACAUCCACCAUCCUCACCCGCCAGAUGUACAUCCACAGCCUGACCUACCUCCUCCGGGGCCUGCCUUCGACCCUCUCCCCCGAAGAGACAAUCUCCCUACAAGCCGCUCUCCCACCCAACCUCUUCAUCUCCGCGCCCUGCGACCACGACCUUUCAUUCCCCCACCCGGACGACUCCAGCUCCCCACCCUCCGAUCCCUCCUUUCUUCACCGCACAAUCGCCACCCUCGUCUUCGAAACAUUCGUCCUCCUCCAGUUCCUCCUACCUUACAUCAAGCUUUUCCUCGGCCACGCAUACCGCUUCGAGAGAAAACACAAUGUAGCGCAGCGCUUGGUGAACACGGGAAUCAUGGGCGCGGAUGCGAUUGAGGAAUUGAAUGAUGACAACCUCGUAACUAUUAUUGCCCUGCCGGAGUUCCCUGCUGUUAGCAGCGAGCCGCGUCCUAUAUGUGGGACUUAA
This is a messenger RNA of Didymosphaeria variabile, 942 nucleotides long. RefSeq lists its product as uncharacterized. The record is from RefSeq and is a predicted model, not a curated record. Lineage: Eukaryota; Fungi; Ascomycota; Dothideomycetes; Pleosporales; Didymosphaeriaceae. Bases 1 to 942 code for a protein of 313 amino acids. The transcript is spliced from 3 exons.